AUGGCCGGAGCAUUCGAUGCACAAUUUGGCAAAAGUAUCGCAAAUGACUCCUUGUGCGAUAGGAGGUACUGCAUUUCAAGAAUUCUAUGCUGCUUCAAAAGGGCGGAGAGAAUUCUCCCGUGCCCCGAGAGCGAAGCCCCCAAAAGCGUGGAGGUGCGCUUGGCCUUCUCUGACCUCCUUGCAGAACAAGUUGACUUUAUACGCAGCACGGUAAACGGCAUUUCAGAGACUCUGCGCCUUGACAUACACGUGCUCCCAGAUUUAGUGCAGCACUCUACGCACAUUAUUGCCAACACAGACCCAAAAGGCCUGAGCAAAAGAACGUACAAGUACCUCGCAGGGAUUCUCCUCAAAAAGCCCAUUAUUUCCUUCAUGUGGUACGUUGAGCUUUUUGAGGCAUCCAGAGGAAUAUGCGCCCCAGACUACGACACACUCCAUGCGGAAGUCCUUCUACAGCAGCUCACAGAAAACAACAUAGUCCGAGGCGACUUCUCAUACGGCUACUCUGACGCCCCUGCAAUGGCACACAAAAUCGUGCACGCUGAGCCUGUUCUGAAGGGAGUGGGCAUACAGGAUGUAAAUAGCACACUGACGCAGGCAGAGUUAAUGCUUGUUGAGCUCGCAGGAGGGACUGUAUGCAAAGGCGAUGGAGACACAAGUGCAAAUACCGUUAGUAUACUGGACAUCGAGCAGUUCUACGCUAUGAUUUCGUCCGGGCAUGUUCUCACCCUCCGCGAGAAAAAAAUCUUUCGCUUUGAGCUCCCGCAAUAG
Messenger RNA from Nematocida major, 771 nucleotides. RefSeq lists its product as uncharacterized. The transcript has a single exon. The record is from RefSeq and is a predicted model, not a curated record. Lineage: Eukaryota; Fungi; Microsporidia. Bases 1 to 771 code for a protein of 256 amino acids.